UGACGUCAAAGGUAUAAGCCUGUCGGUCCUCGCCUGAUGCCACAGAAGAAAGGAACUUUCUUCUCGGUUGGAGCAGUAUAAAAUUUUGGCAACUUUGUCAAUACUUUAGAUUUUCUCUUUGGGUUAUUCCAGUCCACUAAACGGUUUCAUCCAGCUUUUGCCAUGAUGCAGCUCAGCAACGAAACACCGUGCAACAAGCACUCGCUGCUCAACGUCAUGAACCGGUUCAUUGCAGCUGCCAACAACAUGGACGAGACCAUCAUGGUGCCAAACUUACUGCGGGACGUGCCUCUGGAGGACAGAGGCAGCCAAGCCUCUGUUAGUCACAAUAACAAUGAGCCGUCUUUCCCCAUUAAACGGAGGGACAUGUACGAGCACUACCUGCUGCUUAAGUCCAUCAAGAAUGACAUGGAGUGGGGCCUGCUGAAGAGGGAGAUGGGCGGCAGCUUUCUGGAGAUGACCGUGAAGCAUGAAGAGCUGCAGGUGAAUGAAGGAGCUGCAGAGGAAGGCUCUGACCUGGAGGGCCAGUUCCACUACCACCUCCAUGGACUGUUUGCCAUUCUGUCCAAGUUGACAGUCCAAGCUGACGAUCUCACAAAUCGUUACAAGAGAGAAAUUGGUGGAGGUAGCCUGUUGAGAUAAGAUUGAUUGGUUUAGAGUAAUAUGGACUAUUUUUGAACUGUUGGACUGGGAAGUGAAUGGAUAGCAGUGGUCUUAAAGGGCUUUAGACUCCUCUCUGCCAUCAAAAAAGGGUUUCUUGCCCAAAUCUGUUGUCCCGUGGCCUGUUCUGGUGGUAUCCAGUACUUUCAGAAAGUUUCCUUUUAGACCUUAAAGGGCUAUGAGAGUAAUGAGGUUUUUAUACUGACCAUUUCAGCAGCAUACAUCAAUUCCAGUUUAGGCUUUAGUUUUGGGUUUUGUUUUAAAUCUCUAUGCCAGGACCGAAAGCCCUUGACAUUUUCAUUUAAAGCAGUAGAAGAAUGUGAAUGCUGGUAAUUCAGUUCUUUCUAUUACCCAGCCAAUGCGUUUUGAGGGGAUUUUUAUGUAUUAAUGCUGCUCUUGUGCACAUGUCCAUGUUAAAUGGUGUGCCUUCUGUUUUCAUUUCCCACUUGUGCUGUUCUCAAGUAUGUAUGCUUGUUAUGCGUCGUAUUUGUUUGUACUGGGUCCAUAUGAGUCUGUAUGCCACUUGUAUUUUGUUUUUCUGGUUUGUCAUAAAAGAUUUCAAAUUUUAUAUCCUACUGUAAUAAUAUAGUGACUUAAUAAAUGAAGCAUUAACUUUAA
This is a messenger RNA of Carassius carassius (crucian carp), 1278 nucleotides long. Its product is annotated as mid1-interacting protein 1-like. Gene Ontology annotation, biological process: regulation of lipid biosynthetic process. Lineage: Eukaryota; Metazoa; Chordata; Actinopteri; Cypriniformes; Cyprinidae. Gene Ontology annotation, cellular component: cytosol. The transcript is spliced from 2 exons. The coding region runs from base 163 to 642 and encodes 159 amino acids. The record is from RefSeq and is a predicted model, not a curated record.